GGAGGGCGUCAGGAUCGACCCCGACGCGGACCCGGCGCCCCAGCUGCGCGGUCGCCUGCUGCUGGUGGACACGGUGGAUGCCGAGCACGAGAUGCCGGGGGAAGGCUGGAUUGCAGUGGCCUACGUGGGCAAGGAGCAGGCGGCCCAGUUCCACCAGGAAAACCAGGGCAGCGGCCCCCAGGCCUAUCCCAAGGCCCUGGUCCAGCAGAUGCGAAGGGCCCUCUUUCUGGGAGCCUCUGCCCUGCUGCUCCUCAUCCUGAACCACAACGUGGUCCGAGAGCUGGAUAUAUCCCAGCUUCUGCUCAGGCCAGUGAUCGUCCUUCAUUACUCUUCCAAUGUCACCAAGCUGUUGGAAGCAUUGCUGCAGAGGACUCAAGCCACUGCUGAGAUCACCAGCGGAGAGGCCCUGUCAGCCAACAUCGAGUGGAAGCUGACCCUAUGGACCACCUGUGGUCUCUCCAAAGAUGGCUACGGUGGCUGGCAGGACUUGGUGUGCCUGGAAGACAGCCGUGCCCAGGAGCAGAAGCCCCUGCAACAGCUGUGGAAUGCCAUCCUGCUGGUGGCCAUGCUCCUGUGCACCGGCCUCGUGGUCCAGGCCCAGCGGCAGGCAUCUCGGCAGAGCCAGCUUGAGCCUGGAGGCCAGGUGGACCUAUUCCGCCGGCGUGUUCUACAGAGACUGGCAUCCCUCAAGACCCGGCGCUGCCGCCUGGACAGAGCAGACCAGGGGCCCCUGGCACCUGGCCCUGAGACCUGUGCCGUGUGUCUGGACUACUUCUGUCACAAGCAGUGGCUCCGGGUGCUUCCCUGCAAACACGAAUUCCACCGCGACUGUGUGGACCCCUGGCUGCUGCUCCAGCAGACCUGCCCACUGUGCAAAUUCAACGUGCUGGGGAACCGUUACUCUGAUGAUUAGCUGCCCACCUGCACUCUGGCCCUUGGCCUGGGCUCCUGGAAUUGGACAGCAGGGCGAUGGGACAGCGCCCUCCCAGGGCAGGGGCAGUGUGC
Messenger RNA from Echinops telfairi (small Madagascar hedgehog), 1005 nucleotides. It is a transcript of the gene RNF215, whose product is annotated as ring finger protein 215. Gene Ontology annotation, biological process: negative regulation of canonical Wnt signaling pathway; ubiquitin-dependent protein catabolic process; Wnt receptor catabolic process. The transcript is spliced from 9 exons. The record is from RefSeq and is a predicted model, not a curated record. NCBI's taxonomy places the organism in Eukaryota, Metazoa, Chordata, Mammalia, Afrosoricida, Tenrecidae. Gene Ontology annotation, molecular function: ubiquitin protein ligase activity; frizzled binding. The coding region runs from base 92 to 913 and encodes 273 amino acids.